CCACACUGAAGGCAAGAGAAGUUGGGUUUAAAUUUCCCAAGCAACCCGAGCUUGACCACAUCUUCUCUCUUUUAACUGGAGCUGCUCAUUUCAGUUACAAACCCAAGAUGGAAGGUGUCCUCUGUCCUCCUGUGGAUCGCAUCUGCCUGGCCUUGCUGUUUGCCCUCAGGCUGGUUGGUGCCAGGCGUCCCCUCCUGUCCCAAGCCACCUCUCUCGGCCAUGGCCUCACCCCAGUUUCUCUCACUGGACAGAAGAAGCUGGGAAUUGAACUGAUGAAGCUUUGGGGAAGCCUGGCUGCUCCAGGCAGCAUGUCCAGGCUGCUCCGGGCUCGCUGAAGCAUCCAUCAGCUGUGGCACCCUGCCUGGGCUGCUGUGGGACCUCCCUGCCUGCCUGCACAUGAAGGCAGUGGGCAGCAAUCAUUCUCCAGCAUUGCAAAUGCCAAGCAGGGCUGAAGCUCAGCUGUACAGAGGUGGCUCCAUGCCACUAAGCUGUGCCACAGAGCUGCCGCAAGCUGUCAGUAAUCUAAUUUAUUAAGGGCUUUGAAUCCUUACAAAGAUUAUGCUGGAUACAUGCAAAGCAUCUGCAUUAUCACUGUGAUUAGGGCAGCAGAGGUGGAGGAAAGGGGAAGGAGGGAAAAUACAAUUUCUCCAGUUUCAGCAGAAAAUAAAUCAACUUUUGCAGAGAGUUCUGGCACAGCCAAAGGCUGUGCUAUCAUUAAAAAUGAUUUUUUAUUAAGCUGAACUCUCUCCUCUCUCAUAUUGUGUGAUAUGACAGCUCUCUUUUGAUGGGAAAGCUUUCAUUUGCCCAGAGAAAGGGAUAAUUUGCUUCUUUUAAGGAGUUAAUCCUCUGGUCCAUUUCUGAGCUGGGAACAGCUAUCCUCCCCCUUCCUUGGAUCGGAGGCUGCAGCACAAUGGAGAUCAUAACCACCUCAAAUCUACACCCGAGAUGGAGAAAUCAGAUUUCCUUUUCCAGUCAUUUUUGUGGGAUUAGCUAAAUCUUAGAUCCACACUAACCCUUCACAAAGCUGCCAAGAUUAGUUAGAAUUUAUUUUAUUCACAGGGGGGUUUAUGGUUUUCUUUCCAAAGGGAUUAUAUCUCUCUCUAUAUAUAUAAAUUUAGGGUGGCUUCAGUCAUAAAGCAGCUGGGAUAGAAGGAGAAAAAGUGUGUGUCUGUAUAAAAUAAAAUCUCAGCUGUGAGAGUGACAGACACUUGAAAUGCCAAGACAAAGCAGCGAUUCCGGAUGUCUUUGCCACUCCAUUUCAAAAGCUAUGUAAGCUGUGUUUUGGCUUGUGAGACCCCACUGUGGAGUCAGAACACAGAGGGCAAAUCCCUUCAGCCUGAGCUCUCCAUUCCUGUGGCCACUGCUGCUGGCAGAAGAUGUCUUCAGAGCCAGGGUCAGAUGCCAGCACCGACAAGAGAGGCGUAAAGAAGCCGUGUUCAUUCAGCAUCGAGGACAUCCUCUCCAGCCCAGCAGAGAAGAGGCCCCAGGUCCUGGUCCCGCUGUGCCUCCGGAGCAUCUUGGACUGCACACCCAUGGGUCUGUGUGAGCUGGAGACCAUCCCAGCCAGCUCCCUGCAGGAGGAGGAGGAGGAAGAAGAAGAGGAAGAGCUGGAAGGAGCAGGCUGCAACUGCUGCUGCUGUUCUCACACGAGCACCCGUUCCCUGCAGGACUCCCCAAGCUGGCUGGACACCCGGUUCCCCUGGCCCAUGCAGCUCUUCCACUCAGCAGCCAGGGUCUGUAAGAGUCCCCAGGGGAACCCAGCCGAGCUGCAGAGUUGCCACCAGAUCCAGCGCCGGACGCGCCGGCACCGCACCAUAUUCACCGAGGAGCAGCUGCAGGCUCUGGAGACGCUGUUCCAUCAGAACCAGUACCCGGACGUCAUCACCCGCGAGCACCUCGCAAACCGCAUUCACCUGAAGGAGGAGAGGGUAGAGGUGUGGUUUAAAAACCGUCGGGCCAAGUGGCGGCAUCAGAAGAGGGCGUCCGCCUCGGCACUGGUCCUUCAAGGCACCAGGAAGUCCCCCGAGGAGAGCUGUUAGCGGUCACAGGCUGCAUCUCAGCAGCUGCACGCCCAGCGCACCCAUUUCCCAUAGCUGACAGGUUCUGUAGGGGGUGACCCGAGGGGGGACUAAUGAGGCAAAAGGGAAUCUGUGAUUCCCAGAGGAUGAGGGCAGCUGAAAGCAGACACGGCACAUUCACAUCCAAGGUUCU
Molecule: messenger RNA, 2211 nt
Organism: Pezoporus flaviventris
Lineage: Eukaryota; Metazoa; Chordata; Aves; Psittaciformes; Psittacidae
Gene: GSC2
Product: goosecoid homeobox 2
Exons: 3
Coding region: 1377-2039 (220 amino acids)
Biological process (GO): regulation of transcription by RNA polymerase II
Cellular component (GO): nucleus
Molecular function (GO): RNA polymerase II cis-regulatory region sequence-specific DNA binding; DNA-binding transcription factor activity, RNA polymerase II-specific
Source: RefSeq, a predicted model, not a curated record